Sesamum indicum (sesame) is the source of this 2171-nucleotide messenger RNA. RefSeq names its product ABSCISIC ACID-INSENSITIVE 5-like protein 7. Gene Ontology annotation, biological process: positive regulation of DNA-templated transcription. Gene Ontology annotation, cellular component: nucleus. Gene Ontology annotation, molecular function: DNA-binding transcription factor activity. NCBI's taxonomy places the organism in Eukaryota, Viridiplantae, Streptophyta, Magnoliopsida, Lamiales, Pedaliaceae. The record is from RefSeq and is a predicted model, not a curated record.
UAAUUUUGCUCCACUUUCCUAAUUUUAUUUUAUUAUUUUAUUUGUUUUGUUAGUUACAGUAGGAAGUAGGAGGAGUUGAUCUUUUGUAGUUUCUGCAUGGAAUUUUGAGUGAUCUCGAGGUCUGAGGAAAUGUUUUAGUUUUUCUGUUAGUUUAUGUUUGUAAUUCCUUUUUGAAGGAUAAGUAAUUUGAGUUCAAUGUUAAAGUUUCGGCUUCCCGAUUGAAUUUUUUGGUUAGUGGGCUGAAAAAGAAAAGAUUGAGAUUGAGGUUUCGUGUUUCAUUUUGGGAGUUUUUAGAUGGUUUGGUUAUCUAUGUUUCGAUCUUUGAGCUGCAAAAUGAGCUCUGGUAAAAGGAAAAAGCGAAAAAGAAAGAUAACUUACGCCGAUGGUUAUGAAGAGGGUCGUGUGUUGAUUUCAACGGGUGCUAUUUUUGCAUGAAGCGCGCUCAAGUACGUAUACUGAUUGGGAAACUCGAAGGCUUUUCGCUAGUGGCUCCACUUUGCAGAACUUGCAAUAAUGGGGUCUUACAUGAACUUCAAGAACUUUGGAGAUACAGUGCAGCAACCAGAUGGUAGUGCUGGGAAGCCAGCUGGUAAUUUUCCAUUGGUUCGACAGUCUUCCAUAUAUUCGCUGACAUUUGAUGAGCUUCAAAACACCUUGGGUGGAUCUGGAAAGGACUUUGGAUCUAUGAACAUGGAGGACCUUUUAAAGAGCAUUUGGACAGCUGAAGAGAGCCAAGCCAUGGUAUCUUCUACAGGUGGAGGAGAUGGGAGUGCCUCAGGCGGAAAUUUGCAGCGGCAGGGUUCUUUAACAUUGCCGUGGACACUUAGCCAAAAAACUGUUGAUGAAGUGUGGAGGGAUGUCCUAAAAGAAACUAUCGAAGCAAAAGAUGGAAGUUCUGGUGGGCAGACAAAUUUGGGGCCAAGGCAGCCGACUUUAGGUGAGAUGACACUAGAGGAGUUUUUGUUCAGAGCUGGGGUGGUUAGAGAAGAUAACCAACCUUCUGGAAGGCCAAAUGGCACUGGUUUCUAUGGUGGUUUGCCUCCAUCAAGUGGUAACAACUCUGGUUUAACCAUAGGAUUUCAACAACCAUCUCGGAACAAUGGUGUGUUGGGAAAUCCACUUGCAGAACAGAGCAAUAUUGUUCUUAAUACACCUAACUUAGUAAAUAACAUAAAUGGUGUAAGAACUUCCCAACAACAACCUCAGCAGCCUCAUUCACAGCUGCAGCCUCUGUUUCCAAAGCAAACAACAGUAGCGUUUUCGUCCCCGACACAACUUGGAAGCAAUGCGCAGCUGUCUAGCCCAGGAACCAAGGGUCAAGUGGUUGGAAUGAUGAACACUAUAGUUCAAGGUGGAGCAGUUGUCAUGAGUGGACUGAACAAUGGAGCAGCAGUUGCAGGAGGAUCUCCUGGGAAUCAUCUACAUUCAGAUGCUAUUGUUAAAACUAAUACAGACACACCAUCAGUAUCACCUUCACCUUUUAAUUUUGGUGAAAGUGGACGAGGUAGGAGAUCAUCUAGUUCUUUGGAGAAAGUGGUGGAGAGAAGGCGGAGGAGAAUGAUUAAAAACAGAGAGUCUGCUGCCAGGUCACGUGCUAGAAAGCAGGCCUAUACUCUGGAAUUGGAAGCAGAAGUUGCAAAGCUCAGAGAAAUGAACCAAGAGUUGCGGAAAAAGCAGGAAGAAUUUUUGGAGAUGCAGAAAAAUCAGAUCUUGGAGACAAUGAAUAAGCCCUGGGGAGGUAAAAGAAGAUGCUUGAGAAGGACGCUGACUGGACCUUGGUAGAACUAGAGGGCAAACUUGCCCUUUGUGUCGCAUAGGAGUGAACAGCAUAUGAUGAUCUGAUCUGGAUCUCAUUCCCUACAUGAUAGGCAGCUUUAUGUAUAGAAGCAAAGAGCGUCAUGCUUGUAUAUUAUUGUAUUGUGCUACUUGUGUUGCUACUUUACUGUAUGACCUCUAGUUGCUUCUUGUUUGAUCAGUCAACUAGUGAAAUCUGGACUGCCUAAUUCACCUGCUAUGUACCUGAUAUGCAAUUAAUAUGUCUGACUUAGCUAGAAGUUAGAUAAAUAUCUUUUAGACUUGUAUCACCAUAAUACAGUAAUGGUGUCGCAAAAGCAUAUCACUUACCUGCUGUCUUGCUGACGCGGUUAAAUUUCCUUUAGGUUAACACAUCA